Papilio polytes (common Mormon) is the source of this 823-nucleotide messenger RNA. It is a transcript of the gene mRpL43, whose product is annotated as 39S ribosomal protein L43, mitochondrial. Gene Ontology annotation, cellular component: mitochondrial large ribosomal subunit. The transcript has 3 exons. Gene Ontology annotation, biological process: mitochondrial translation. Bases 86 to 637 code for a protein of 183 amino acids. Gene Ontology annotation, molecular function: structural constituent of ribosome. The record is from RefSeq and is a predicted model, not a curated record. Lineage: Eukaryota; Metazoa; Arthropoda; Insecta; Lepidoptera; Papilionidae.
AGUAUUACAUUUGACAGUUGUGACUUAUUUUUGUGUUUUCUAACCUAAGAAAUCGUUAUAAUCGGUGAUAUAAUAUUUAAACAGAAUGUCUAAUAGCAAUUUAUUCUUGAAAUCCGGCUUCGUUAGAGCGCCGCUACAAAACGGUGUCGGUCGUUAUGUCUGUCAGUUACAAAGGAUUGUUUUGAAGUUCUGUAAAAGUCAUGGAGGAAGUCGAGGAUUACGUGAAUACAUAGAACAGGAUCUGGUAGACUUUGCUUCAAGCAACCCGAGUGUGGUUGUUUACUUAAAGCCACGACGACAUCGGAGCCCUGUUGUUGUAGCUGAAUAUUUAAACGGUGACAGAGUAUGGAUGAGUAUGCACAACAAAACUCACUCGGAAAUCACAAAAUGGAUCGAAGUUCUCCGCACACAGCAGGGUGAUGUCUCAUCAACUAGACUACGAAAGUACCAAUAUACUGACUACCCUUCAGUUCAAGGUCCCUGGACACCGUUCACAUAUAAAAACCCUCAGUUAAAUGUAGCCGAGCUACCCAAUGAUGAAUUUGGUGCCAACAAUAGACUACCGAUGUCUGCUACUGAACAAUUAAAACUUAUGUUUGAGAAGAAACAACUUGAAAUCAAACCUAAAGAAGAAUAAGAUAGAAAUAAACACACUGUAGGUACCAGAGAUUCGAGAAAUAUAUAGAGGAGACAUAGUUGACGCUUGAGACAUUUUUCAUAAUCUCACUUGUGUAUUGAAAGUUAAAACCACAUGUCAAUAUAAUUUGGGUAAUUAUAUUGACAUGUGGCCUAAUUUGGGUCCCUUUCUCUUUACCACCCUUUU